Messenger RNA from Apis florea (little honeybee), 1159 nucleotides. RefSeq lists its product as uncharacterized. NCBI's taxonomy places the organism in Eukaryota, Metazoa, Arthropoda, Insecta, Hymenoptera, Apidae. The record is from RefSeq and is a predicted model, not a curated record.
AAAAUCGUUUUAUUUUAUUGUAAUGAAAUAGAAUUUCAUUAUCUUUAGAAGAACUUAUUACUAAUGAAUGAUAAAAUUAUUUCGUACAAGGAUACAACGAUAGAGGCGACCGAGAAUGAUAACGAUAGUGAAAUCAUAGAGGAGAAAAUAAAAAAUCCAAAAUUAGAUGAUUUCGAAUGUGUUGCAACAAAGUCACCAAUUACAGUCAAGUGUAGUAAAAUUCCUCGCGCGAAAAUUACUAUUUUUCCGGCUCAUACGCUUCACGAAUCUCACGCGGUAAUAUAUUUUAAUUAUAAAUAAAAGUCAGUUAAUGUAUAUAAUAUAAUGAAUUAACAUAAACAGCUUGAACAAUAAUUAUUAUUGAACAAUAAAUAAUUAUUUACACGAUAGGCCAAGUUGAAAAUAAAGGAAUCUCUUCACUUGAAACAUCCGACGACUGGUAUCGACAUUAUUGAGAUCACGGACAACGAGAUGAAAAAAGGAUGCUGUAAAGAAGAAAGUAAAAAAGAUGUGGUUCGUUUUGACUGCGAAAUACCAAAAGAAACAAAGUACGCGUGAUAAACAUAGAAAUCUAUUUAAAAAAAAAAGAAAAGAUACAUUAAUGUAUUCAGGAGCAUUGCAUUUUAUUCAGAAUAGUUUGGAACAAAGAUGAGACUUCGACGUUAGAGGCGGAUGAAGAGUGUCAUGGAAUGACGUCGACCGACGAAUCCCCUCUUUUUAGCAGCAUCGAUGAUCCCCGUGUUUUAACGAUCUUACGAAGUUUGAAACUAAACUGUCCUUGUAGAUCAUGUACCGAACAAACUCUGCCUUUGAGCAUUCGACAAGAAGAUGACAGCGAUUUAAAGAGUUCAUCUCCGGAAGAAAUUAGAAAGAAAAAAUGGUCGUUGAAACAUCGAAAAUAUGUUUAUACAAGUACCGAAGAUAUGGAUGUUUCAUCUGAUUGUAGUAAAAAAGGAAGGAAAAUUCGAUAUAAAUCGAAGAAUAUUCUGAAUCAGCGUAUUAAAGCAAGUUCGAUAAUACACACAACUCCGAAAAUUUCUCAUCGUCGACGAACAAGUUUUUCCUUUUUUAACACUCUUUUUGAUAUUGUUUUUUGGCCUUAUCUAUUUCUGAAAACAAAUCGGUGAAAGCUUAUUUUUUUAUUAAAAAAAAAAAAAAA